AUGACGCUGGCGCACAUGGAACGCGCGGCGCGCUCCGUGGACGCCUCGAUGGCGCUCGCUCGGGUGAGCACGGCGGUUCGAUCGAGCGCGUUGGCGACGAUGGUGAUUCCGCUGGGCGUCGCGGUGUACGUCUCGGCGUUGGCGUCGUUGCCGAUGCGCUUGCUCGCGGCGGUGCUCAGAGAGGCGACGGGCGGGACGACCUCGGGCGGCACGGACGUCAAGGCGAUCGCGCGCGGUCUGUGGGCGCAGGCGAGCGACCCGACGCUCGUGGGGGCGGUGAGCGCGGAGAUGCGAGACGAUGCGGCGAUGAUCAGGGAGAUGAGCGCCAGGGCGCGCGCGCGCGUGGAGGAGUUCAAGGCGGCGAGCGAGACGGAACGGGAGAAAUUUCUCUCGGCGUGCGCGAGACUCAAGGAAGAGGCCGUCGUGCGCGAACGACUGCGCGAACAGCUCGAGACGACGCGUGAGGAGCUCAAGCGCGAGCGCGCGAUGAACUACGCGCGCGGAGGCGCUACGGGAGCGAAGGACGGCUCUGACUCGAGCAGUUCGCUCUUUCUCUCCACGGCCACGCUCGGCGUCGCCCUUCUAUACUUUCAUGACAUCGACACCGUCCACGUGAUGGACAAAAAGAUCGCCGCCGCCGUUCCGGCGAUGUGGAUGCUCGCCAUGAUGAUCACGUCCCGCGCCCUUCGCGGCGCGUGCGUCGUCGUGAACCUCAUCCUCGCCGGCUACUUCUUCCGCGUCGUCUGCGAGCACCGACGCGCGCUCGGGCACGUCGCGCACGUCGUGUCGUAA
This is a messenger RNA of Ostreococcus tauri, 792 nucleotides long. RefSeq names its product unnamed product. The record is from RefSeq and is a predicted model, not a curated record. The transcript has a single exon. Lineage: Eukaryota; Viridiplantae; Chlorophyta; Mamiellophyceae; Mamiellales; Bathycoccaceae. The coding region runs from base 1 to 792 and encodes 263 amino acids.